CGCGACCCAUAGGGUCACGCUGUUACAGAACCGCUUCCGUGUUGUGUUUGUUACUGGAAAACAGAAACUGCGUGAGGUGACAUAAUUUUCUAUCGUCCGUCGCCGAUUAAACAGCGAUGCUUUUGUAAACCGCGGCGUCAUAAGAAAUCUCAGAUUGGACUAUGUCGUUGAUUCCGGGCUCAAAACAGAAGGAUAGGCGCAUUUUAUGCGGGAUGUGCCCGGACCCGCAGUGCCAGGCGAAGCUCAUCUUCCCCGCACACACCUCCAUGAGCAUCGAGUGCACCGAGUGCGGACAGAGACACGAGCAGAAGAAUCUCGCCAAUGUGGAGGAAGUGACUAACCCUGAUGUAGUGCUUCAUAAUUUGCUGAGAAAUGCUUUGCUGGGUGUGCCAGGCCCUCCCAAGAAGGGCUCAGAGCUGGUGAAAGUGAUGGGACUGUCCAACUACCACUGCAAGCUGCUGUCACCCAUCCUCACCCGCUAUGGCAUGGACAAACAGACAGGCACUGCCAAACUCUUGAAGGAAAUGAAUCAGGGAGACAUCUUUGACUGCUCGCUGCUUGGGGACCGUGCAUUUCUCAUCGAGCAAGAGCAUGUGUCCACUGUUGGGUAUGGACGGGACCGGUCAGGGAGCUUGAUCUACUUGCAUGACACUUUGGAGGAGAUCAAGAAAGCGAACGGUAAUAGAGAGUGUCUUAUUCCUGUGCAUGUGGACGGAGAUGGACACUGCCUGGUCCACGCCGUGUCCAGGGCGUUAGUUGGGCGCGAGCUUUUCUGGCACGCUCUUCGGGAAAACCUUAAACUCCAUUUCAAGCAGAACCUCGACCGCUACAAAGCUCUUUUCCAGGACUUCAUAGAUGCUGCAGAAUGGGAAGACAUCAUCAAUGAGUGUGACCCGUUGUUUGUCCCUCCAGAAGGCGUUCCACUGGGCCUGCGUAACAUUCACAUAUUUGGCCUGGCCAAUGUACUUCACAGACCUGUAAUCCUUUUGGACUCGCUGAGCGGUAUGCGAAGCUCCGGUGAUUACUCCGCCACUUUCCUACCAGGCCUUAUUCCAGAGGAGCAAUGCCGAGGGAAAGACGGCACUCUGAACAAGCCCAUCUGCAUCGCCUGGAGCAGCUCUGGCAGAAAUCACUAUCUGCCUCUUGUGGGCAUCAAGGGCUUGGCUUUGCCCCGUUUGCCUGCUGCACUGCUUCCCAAAGCGUGGGGUGUUCCUCAGGAGCUCAUCCGCAAGUAUGUGAGUUUGGAUCCCAGCGGGAGCUGUGUGAUUGGGGGCGACCGGAGCCUCCAGGAUAAGUACCUCCUGCGCCUCGUAAGCGCCAUGGAGGAUGUCUUUAUGGACAAGCACAGCAUCCAUCCCGCUCUAGUAGCCGACGUCCAUCAGUACAUAUACCGACGCACUGGAGUGAUCGGCGUACAGCCGGAGGAGGUGACGGAAGCGGCCAAGAAAUCCAUCCAGGAAGGCCGCCUCCACCGCUGCCUGGUCUGCAACGCUCUUUCAGAGCUCCACGUACCAGCCGAAUGGCUCAUACCUGGAGGGAAACUCUACAACUUGGCCAAAUCAACUCACGGGACGCUCCGAGCAGACAAGAACUACAGUUUCCCAUUAAAUAGUUUAGUUUGUUCCUACAACCCAGAAAAAGAUGUGCUCGUGCCUGAUUAUAAACUCAGCUCGCUCACAACCUGCACCUGGUGUCAUGGGACCUCAGUACGCAGAGUUCGGGGUGACGGCUCUGUGGUGUAUUUGGACGGGGACCGCACUAACACUCCCUCUCAAGGUGGCAAGUGCGGAUGUGGGUUCAAACACUUCUGGGAAGGAAAGGAGUACGACAAUCUUCCCGAAGCCUUCCCGAUCACUCUGGAGUGGGCUGGCCGUGUAGUCCGAGAAACUGUUUAUUGGUUCCAGUACGAAAUUGAUCCAACUCUCAAUAGUAAUGUAUACGAUGUGACCAUGCGUCUCGUCACAAAGCACUUCCCUGGUGAAUUCGGCAGCGAAAUCCUAGUCCAGAAGGUAGUGAACACCAUCUUGCAUCACACCGCAAAGAAGAGCCAAGAUGAAUACAACCCAGUUGCCAUCGAAGGUGCUCACGUGCAAAAUAAAGUAGACGGAGGUGAAUCUUCUGCUCACCCUCCGACUAAAAUCAUCCUGACGGGACAGAAGGGAAAAACUCUCCAUAAGGAGGAGCUGGUCAUGAGCAAAACCGAGAGGGUGUUGCAGCACAGCAUCAGCGAGCAGGCUGCCCUCUCCCAGCGCCGCAGCACAGAUCGCGUGCGCCAUCAGGACCCUCGCCCAUCAUCUCCUUCCUCUUCAUCAUCCUCCGCUCCUCCCACUCCCACCAAAGUACCCCCAACCAGCGGAGAGAAGAAGAUCCGUGUAACCACCAGCGACGGGAGGCAGGCCAUGCUUACUCUGCAGCCGCACACUACCUACAGUGAUCUCCAGAACUCAAUCAUCCAGGUCUUCAACUUGUCGCCCGGACAGCUGUGCAUUCGUCAUGGGUUCCCGCCCAGAGAGCUGCCUCCACCACCUCCCGAAGACCAGAACCGGCCCGUGGCGCUUCAGCAUGGAGAUCGGAUUUCUGUGGAGGUGCUGAAGGAGAGCUCUGCGGAUCCUCAAGUAACCCAAACACACACUCACAGCCCUCAAACACACGCUCACUCCGACCCACGCCUCAGCCACAGCAGUAGCAGGGAACUUCAGGACAACAUUGACCUUGAGAUGUCAUCACUGUGUCUCCUGGCAGCACUCAUGGGUGAAGAUGUCUGGUCAUAUGCCAAGAAACUGCCUCACCUGUUCCAGCAAGGAGGAGUCUUCUACAAUAUUGUGAAGAAAGACAUGGGUCUCCUGGACGGGAAGCACUGCACACUGCCCCACUUGUCGGGUAAGACGUUUGUGUUCAAUGCAACCGAGGAGCGUUUGGAGCUGUGUGUGGACACAGCCGGGCAUUUUCCAGUGGGCCCGGAUGUGGAGGAGCUCGUCCAGGAGGCCCUUUCACAGCUCCGCUCAGACGCAGCGUCUCGUAGCCGCGAGGGAAGUCCCGCACACAGUUUGCGUCUGGGCUCCGGUGGUGCCGUACGCAAGAAGGAGCAGAACAUCACUGCCUUCCAAGGUAAAGGGCACUCAUUAGGUUCGGCCCCUCCUGAACAUCCACCAAUCAGGCGGCAGCACAGCAGCGGCGUUGACCUCAGCGGCAGUGCCCGCGGAGAAGGGUUAACGUUGUCAGGGGAAGAUUUAGUGCGUGUAGCUCCAGGCAUGCUUACUUUACGUGAGGGCCGCGGGAUGGGGCUGGAGCCCGCUGUGAUUGAGGCCCAGCGUCAGCGCUUGCAGGAGAUGGUAUCUAACAUACAGGCGUCAAUGGACAAACAUUUGCGCCAGCACACUGCAGCAAGGAAUGAUGGGAAGGAAGAAGAGACUCCUGACAAACCGGAGGAGAUGGAGAGUCACGGGCCGGAGCCUCCCAACACCUUUGAACCGAUGGACCAAUCCUGAUGCUUCAUAUACCCUCACAGCAGAGACACAGUUCUGGCCUAUGGAACAAACCUGGUGUCGUCUCAGUGAUACAGUUGUCUUUGGCACUUCUCCACAUUGUACUACCCAUUGCUGUCUUAUCCAAAGAACACUACACGGUAAAAGUCCUGAAAUAAAAUCACCUAAACAUCUCACUUCACAGUCAGAGCUCAGAAAACCUCUCUCAGCGAAUCGGCAUGGAGUGUGUGUCCAUCUGAGCGCCAGUUUCUGUUGUGUAAUCUCAGAUUGGCCUUUGAACUCUUAUCAGCCUUGCCUUCAAUGCAGUUGUUCAGGCUCAUCGGUUUUUGGUUUCGUUGUGUCCUUUUUUUUCUUUGCAUGUCCGCUUCCUUUUAACACAAGGCAAUUCACACAAGUUUACUUAGUAUGAAGAAUGUAACGUAGAUUUUGGCUCAAUCUGAAUGGAAACUAGCUGAGAUGGUAAUAUUUUCAGCAUUUUCCUACUUCUAUUAUUAUUAUAACUUGUGUUAGGCUGUACUAAAACACUGAAGUAGAGGGUGAUGUGUGUCAAGGAUGGUUUUAAGCAGUGUUUCUCAACCACGUUCCUGGAGGACCACCAACACUGCAUGUUUUGGAUGUCUCCUUCAUCUGUUACACUCAUUACAGGACACUUUCAGUCUCUGCUAAUAAGCUGAUGAUCUGAAUCAGGUGUGUUUGGUUAAGGAAACAUGGAAAAUGAACAAAGAUGGUGGUUCUCAAGGAACAUGGUUGAGAAAUGCUGCUUUAAAGGCUAAGCUUAACCUGAAAAUAUUAUUGUGGAUUAUUUAUUCACCCUCAUGUCAUUUCAGCCAAACUUGUAUGAUUUUUUUUUCUUCAUCAGAACACAAAUGAAGAUUUCUAUAUCAAAAAUGAGUGAUUUUCAUCCAAAAUAAAUUCUGUUCAGCCAAAACUAUAACAUUUCAAUAUGAAAAGUCAAAAAAAAAAUUCUGAACUAUUACAUUUUUAAAUGUUAGAAGCCAAAAAAGUAAUCUAAACAAGCAAAUUUUAAGUAUUAAAAGUUAAAAAAAAGCUAUUUCAAGCUAUAUCCGAAGAAAAGGGACGUCUUUUUAUGAUGAACAUAUUUAAUUAUGUUUUUAGUGAAAAGUUAAGCAUGCUCGCUUGAUGCACAAGAGCCAGCGAGGUUCAUUCUGGCAUCUUACACAGCAUGUUUGAGCUUCUGCAAGAGUCAGUGAGGUUUGUUUUCCACUGCUAAUGUUUUGUGGACCGGAGACUAAAUUAAACAUGCUUGCCAUAUGAAGCGAUUAUGUGUCUUUGAAAGACUUGCAUUAAACAGCUCAUUUCACAUAGGUUUAUUUUUUUAUCUCUUUAUGAACAUUUCGAAGCCUCUGAGAUGUGGGUGAAGAUGCUCAUAGAGGAGGGAAAUAAAUCUCUCUUAUUUGAUUCACAAGAUCUUCAUUUGUGUGCAGAAGACCAGAAGAAAUGUAUGGAUUUGAAACGACAUGAGGAGGAGUAAAUGCUGACAGAGUUGUCAUUUUUGGGAUAAAAAUAGUGAUGAUAAUAAUAAUAAUAUCGCAAUAAAAAAGUUUUGUUUUGUUUCAAGUCCAAAUAUCUAAAAAUUCUUAAAUCAAGAUGCAUUUUUAAGACGAGUAUAAAAUAUUGUUUUCUGGAAAUAGUCAAAAUUGAGUCAAAUAUCUUAUUGCAAACCAAAACAAAAAUUGUUUUGAUUGCUUUAAGGAAAAACAUAUUUAAAGGUAUAAUUCAGCCUAAAAUGAAAAAUCUGUCAUCAUUUAUUCACUCUUUAGCUGUUCCAAAUCAGUUUGAGAUUGUUCUGAAUCAGAGAAGAAGUUUUGAAGAAUGUUGUAAACAUGUAACCUAGUGGUGUCCAAACUCAGUCCUGGAGAGCCGGUGUCUUGCUGAGUUCUCUAACUUGCUUCAACACACCUGCCAGGAGGUUUCUAGUGUGUCUAGUAAGAGCUUAAUUAGCAGGUUCAGAUGUGUUUGAUUAAGAUUAGAGCUAAACUGUACAAGACACUGGACCUCCAAGUUACGCCUGGGUUAAAUGUUUACAACAUUUUUCAAAAUAUCUUCUUUUAUUUUGAACAAUCUCAAACUGAUUUGGAUACCUAUACCCAUAGUAGAAAAAUCAAAUACUACUGAAGUCAGUUGUUCCAACAUUCUUCAAAAUAUCUUCUUUUGUGUUCAACUGAACAAAAAAAAAUCAAGCUAGUUUAGAAAACUCAAGGAUGAGUAAAUUAUGAGAUGAUAUUCUUUUUGGGGUGAACUGUCACUUUAAUACUGACUUAUUUCUGAAAACAAAAUAUUUUUACGGGUCUAAAAAAUUCUUCUUGAUUUGAGAUAUUUUUAGUUUUAAAACGAGACAAAAGACCUAGAUUUUUGUCAGUGUGAGCAUUUUUUUUUACAUCAGACUAUACCCAUAUUCUGCUAUAUACAAUCUUCCCAUGUCACCAAAAAUCAAGUUUACAGUACAACUGAUUACUGAAGCUGUUGCUCUUUGCACAGCGCUCACUGGAUGAAAGCAUGGGAGUCAAACUCCUACAGAUUGUGCUGAACUCGUAACGAAACUUUGCUGAGCCUAACCCAUUGUUGCCAAAAAAAAACAACAAAUAAAAACAAACAGGUGUUCAGACCUGUUACUAACAGCCUUAACUAAUCAUCUCCCGUCCCCAGCUCUGAUCUGCAGUGUCUGUGCGUGAUGCGCUUCUCAAAAAAAGGAAGAACCGGAGUGUUGGUCAAAAUCCAAACCAAGCAUGAUGGUGCUGGUGGCCUGAUGAGCAUUUGAUUAGUUUCUUUUUUAAAAUUAGUCUUGAUUUUUUUUAAGUUGACAACAUCAGAGCACUUUUCUGUGUGAGCGUGUUUAUUAGCUCUUGAGCAUUAUUGAUAUUGUUGGUGUGAAGAGCAGCACAAAAGAGACGUUUUACUGCUUGACGUGACACAGACUCGAGCGCAGGCUGUUUCUCUGUGACUGCUGCCCUCCUGAUAUAUUGUAUUCCAGUGUACAAUAGUGGUAUAUAUUGUAUUAUACUUUCAUCUGUACAGAUAUCGGAUCUGUUUUGUUUGUUUUGCUUUUUUCCCCUCUUUCUGGAUUGUCUCUCCUGUUUCUUGAAUAAAACAGUUGGACGAUUUUACGCAGCCGAGGAAUCUGCUGUUUGCAUGCUUGAUUACUUUUCAGCCUAACAACAAUAAAGAUAUUCCAUGAAAUGA
Molecule: messenger RNA, 6686 nt
Organism: Danio rerio (zebrafish)
Lineage: Eukaryota; Metazoa; Chordata; Actinopteri; Cypriniformes; Danionidae
Source: RefSeq, a predicted model, not a curated record